UUAAAUUAUGAUUGUGUUUAUAAUUUUAUCUUGUGUUUAUAGUUGACUAAUUAUUAUAAUUUUGAAUGAAAAAAAACAAUCAAAUGGAAAUUAAAUUGUUAACAAUAACAUCAAUUCAAUUGUUAAUAAUUGUGCUUAAUUUUAUUACUCUCAUUGAAACAAUCAACACACCAUUCAAAUUAAAUCAACAGUAUUACUAUCAACAAGAUGAGCACUUUAAAAAAGCUCAAUUACAAAGACAUUCAAAGCAACAACAACAACAAUUAAACAUUGAACCAGAAGCACAACAAUUAGUUGAUCAACAACACGAAGAACAACAAUUUUAUCUAAAUGGACAAUCAACAACUGAAUCAAUAGAAAAUCUAAUUGAACAGCAACAAUUAAGAGAGAGACAAAUUGUACUAAUACAAGAGAGACAACGUCAACAACAAGAGCAACUCCAACAAUUAGGAGUCCAUCUUGUUUGUGACACUCAUUUAUGCUCAUCAUCAACCGGUGUAUUCGGUGGGUUCGGAGGUGGUAACGGUGGUGGUGGUGGUAGAAAUGGAGGUUCAAGUGAAAGUAGUGAAGAUUAUGUUGAUACAAAGAACGAUCUAAAUAAUAAUGUCAAUGUUAAUGCUCCUAAUCAGAGGUUUCGAUCGGCCUUAACGGGUUCGAGUUCUAGUGAAACAUCGUUGGCACUCGAGGUGAAACAGUGUAGUUGUAAUCAAUCGUGUACCAAGUAUGGUGAUUGUUGCCUCGAUUCGGUUUCGUCGAAAGUUUCUCUCGAUAAAAAGUUCCACGGUGGAUUUAAGAGUGACAGCCCUUGGCGCCAUUGGCAGUGUACUACACUUCGUAUAUUGACCCAUUCGAUUCAUAUAUUGACCAUUGGUGGUUGUUCAAGAUUCUGGCCUCGUAAACCUGGUGACUCGAUACAAGAAAAGUGUGAAGAAGUUGGUUCGGGUUUGGUUGAUGAAGAUCCUUUCCUUUCGGUGCCAAUCUAUUCACUUCGAACUAAACAAAAUUAUCGUAACCUUUAUUGUGCCGUUUGUAAUUACGAUGCCGCUUAUGCGUCAACCUGGGAAACUUUUACCAUGUGCGUUAAAAAUGAUUCGCAGGGCCGAUGCUCCAAGUCUUUUGUUUACUUUGAAAAGCCUCAAGGAGUUGACCUGCACGAGUGUUAUCCAUCCGAUUACGAUUCGUGUCCCAAUAGUUUAUCAAUCAUGAGUGAAGAGGUAAUCAAAUGUGGACUUUAUUAUGCUCCCGUUAAACUGGCCACUGGAUUAACGGCUAAAAAUGAAUGGUGUGCGAGCUGUAAUAAUGUAACCAUUGUGGGUUCCGUUUGUCCGGAGACAAGGCCAACUUAUGAGAGACCACCGAUUAACCUUCAUGGUUCUGGUAGACAUUUCUCACUUCCGGUUAUUCUUGACAUUGAUUUUACCACCGGAGGAUUAAUUGUUGGUACACAGGAACGAUGUCCACCCAAUAAUGUUUACGAUCCAUGGAAACGCGCUUGUAGAGUGGUCACUUGCGAUAGAGACUCUCAACUGGAAGGUGACCAAUGUGUACCAAAUUCCGAUGUUCACACUGACGGAACAUCGCUCACCUUUCAUGUUUGUCCAAAGAUUAGUUUCAAUCCGGAAGAGUAUGUUAUCUAUUCCAAUGGUACCGUUUAUAUAACCUCACGAGAUAAACAGAUCGAACCAGGUCACUAUCGUAUCGAUAUAUCAACCCAAAAGUUGUCGAUUUGUGCCCAUUCACAUGUUAUACUGAUCGGAAAGUUCAGUUCAACCCACGAUUAUUUAUCCAACAUCGGCACUUCCAUAUCGAUAAUAUCUCUUUGCAUUAAGAUUGUCCUAUUCUUUUGCGUACCACAACCCCGACGAACGGCAAACAUUGUAAUACUUUUCCUUUGUAUUUCUCUUCUUUUGGCUCAAUCGCUUUUCCUUUUCGGUAUAACUUUAACCUCGAAUCCACUUUUCUGUUCAAUAAUCGGCAUCGGGAUCCAUUAUUUGUACUUGGCCUCAUUCUUCUGGAUGAAUGUUCUCUCAUACGAUAUUUUCUGUACCUUCUCAAUGGACUUGCGACUUGUCCCUCAGGGUAAAAUCUCAUCAAGCCGACAAAUCAUUUGCUAUUCAUUUUAUGGUAUGUUCACUCCCCUACUGGUCAUUUUAGCCUCCACCCUAACUGACCAGUUUGCCCGUUCAUCAAUAUUUGCACCAAACUAUGGCCAUGAAAUUUGCUGGGUCUCCAAUCGAUUGGCACUUUUAGUCUUCUUUGCAAUGCCAGUCGCCAUCUUGCUUAUAAUUAACGCAGGUAUUUUCUUUGCAUUCACUGCAACUCGAAUUAAUAAGAUCUCGAAAAUCGGUAAACUGGCCCGGGAAAAUGUCGCUAUCCGACGAAAGACAUUCAUCAUCUAUACCAAACUUUUCCUCAUCAUGGGUUUAACCUGGAUCUUUGGUUUCAUCGCCGCUUAUGCCAAAAAUUCAUUCCUCUGGUCGCUUUUCAUUGUUUUCAACAGUCUUCAAGGUUUCUACAUUUUGAUUGCAUUUACCGAUAUCAAAUGGGGUAACCUUCGUAAUUUAAUCAACUGUCCACUCCAUCGGAAGACCACAUCAAGUUCAUCUAUUGCCACAGCGACGACCAUCUCAACGGAACAAUAAUUAUAAAAAGAGAGAGAGAGAGAGAAAGAGGGAGAUGAUGAAAGGACAAGGAACACACAUCACGAAAAUCGAGAACGGAAACGGAAAACAAUCACAAAAGGCCAACAAUAAAUCAACAUUGAAGAAAACAAUCUCAUCUCAUUGAUAAAAUAUUAUCCAUAUUAUAUAACGUGUGUCACAUUUUUCUGUGUCCAGUUUUUGUUUGUGUCUCUUUUAAUUUUGAAAGCAUUUCAUUGUUAAUAAUAUAAAUUUUGUCGUUUUUGUCCCCAACUCGAUCAUUUUGAAAAAGGUCCGUGGUGUUUAUGUCAAAAUGUCUUUAUAAUAUCAACACGAACUCUUUUUCUUAAUUUUCAUUUUCUUCCUCAUCUUCUUAUGUUUGUUUUUUAGAUACAAAUCACAAAGGUGACCUUUACAACACCGUCAAAAUGAUGGGGAUUAUGAUGAUGGUCAUGAGGUGAGUGAUGAGAAGAAUGAUGAUUAAGAUGAUGAUUAUGGUGAACAAGGUGAAGAUUGUUGGGAUGAUGAAGUGAUUGUUGUUGUUGCUGCUGUUGAUGAACAAGAUGAU
Panonychus citri (citrus red mite) is the source of this 3207-nucleotide messenger RNA. RefSeq lists its product as uncharacterized. Gene Ontology annotation, molecular function: G protein-coupled receptor activity. Lineage: Eukaryota; Metazoa; Arthropoda; Arachnida; Trombidiformes; Tetranychidae. The coding region runs from base 66 to 2642 and encodes 858 amino acids. The transcript has 2 exons. Gene Ontology annotation, cellular component: membrane. The record is from RefSeq and is a predicted model, not a curated record. Gene Ontology annotation, biological process: cell surface receptor signaling pathway; G protein-coupled receptor signaling pathway.